Microbotryum saponariae is the source of this 2924-nucleotide messenger RNA. NCBI's taxonomy places the organism in Eukaryota, Fungi, Basidiomycota, Microbotryomycetes, Microbotryales, Microbotryaceae. The record is from the annotation of a GenBank genome assembly.
AUGCCGUCGACGAGCGCACGAGAUGGCGACAACAAGAUCUUUGCAUGUCCCGAUGUGAGCUGCCAGAACCAUGAAGCUGUGUGCAGUGAUUGGCCGCGGUGGGCGCGGCGCAGGUUUCGGUGUCGGACCUGGCAGCAUGCAUCGAGCCCUCGCCUGGCUCGCUUAGGGCGUCAACUCGGGAGCUUACACACCCUUCAUCUCCUCGAUAGUGCGACAAGACCUUCUCCAGGCGGGAAUAUGUGAAUCGACAUGCCCGCUUGGCUCACGAAGGAGCAAGGCCGUUCCUGUGCGACGCAUGCGACACCUCGUUCGCUCGAUCGUAAGUUCCGCUCGAGCUCUGUAAUAGCCGCCGCCGUUUCUUGGAGCACCAAUCCGGGGCUUGGCUACAGCUUGAUCUUGUCUCGUUAGCGCGUGUGCCCGCAGUCGACUCACGCUCGCGUUUUUUCCAUCUUGUCCACAGUGACAUCCUCAAGCGACACAAGACGACCUGUAGCGUCAUCAAACAACUCGAGCAUGGCGCUGACCCGAACGAUCUCGGCGAAGGUGGUGCGGAUGAUCCGACUCCUCCACCCAAAAAGCGAGCUCGCCGCCAGCUCAACAAGUCCGUCCUCCAGAGCACCCACAAUGCCCACAAGUCGGUAGCGAACUCUUCUUCGGAACGUCCCGUGACGUCGACGUCCGGAUCCCCAAUCGAAACUCCGUCGCCGAUCACGGUCGCGGUCACAGCACCAGCCCCGACGAGACAUGCCGACUUGGCCGGGAUCAAGUACACAGGCGAUGUCGCCUUCGCCGACUAUGCUCCACCGAGCGUGUCGACCUCGUCGCGCUCGUCGUCUCUCUCGACUACAGCCACACCGUUCGGCAUGUCGUCGUCCGAUCUAUCUCCCUUAUCCUCUUGCGGUACAUCAUCCGGUUCCUCGGCGACGUCCCCGCAGACGCCCUUGAUGUCGACUCCAGCGAGCUCGAGUUCAAGCUUCACCCAGCCCCACGUCCACAUCCCCUUAUUCGGUCCGCCGCAACCGACUGCCGCUAUGGCGGCUUCAGCACUCUCGAGCAUGUACCUCAACCCAACCCAAUCGGCCUCAGCGAACCAGACCCUGGCACCUAACUUCUUCCGGGCCUCGCCCUUCACCCAGGACGAAAUCCUCGCCUCGGAGGUACUCGAGGAUCUACUGCGCUCACCGCCGCCCCAUCACGGCGCCUCCCCGGGUGGAUAUUUCUCCCAGCCGAUCGACUUUAUGCAACAGAGCAAGUCGUGUGCCGAGUCGCAACAACAGCCCCUGGCGACCGCGCUGGUCACGACACCGAGUUGGCUCGGCGACAAGUCGAUGACGACGACCGAAUCGGCCGAAGCGAACGACUCUUCAGGCGCUUUGGUUGGAGGGAUAGGAUGGGAGUAUGGUGGUGUACCGAUCGAUCCGCUGAAUAGCAUCGAGUUCUCACCCGAGGCGCAAGGUUUGGCCGACUACUUCAACAAGGGUGGCGUGGGAGGUAUUUCGGCGCUCGACCUAGGUUUCUACCACGAGCCGGGCCUGUGGGACCUUAACAAGAUGGAGCAGCCCGUACCGCACACCGACCGCGACCUCCAGUUCUACGUCCCUGCCCAUAAGUUCUGUCUCGCGUACCUUCAACCGUGGAACGUGCCCCCAAUCGCUCGACUGUCGCAAUUUGCUGCGAAAGCCGCCGACGAGUUCCUGCCGACGGUCCCCGUGCUCCACGCGGGAACGACCAAGCUCUCUGAGGCGCCCGUAGCGGUGACCUUUGCCUUGACCGUCGUUGGUGCCGCUUACGCUUCCGAUGGGCAAGGCUUCUCGGACGAAAUGCUCGUCGAGAAGCGCACCUUCAUCGUGCGCUCCUUCAACAAAGCCGAUGCGACGGAGGAGAGCCGUUUCACGUUUUUGCAGUCACUUCUGCUCUACCAAUUGCUCGGCCUCUUCCAUCGAGAUCAAGAGCAAAGGUUGCUCGCCAACACCUUCCACUCGGCUCUCAUCCUGAUGGUCCGCGAGCUCAACCUUCCAACGCACAUUCGGCGGACCGUUCUUCCACCCGUGAGCGCGACCGCGAUGGGCCACGAGUUGGACGAAGCUUGGAAGACGUGGGUCGAGCUCGAGACGCGUCGUCGCGUAACCUUCAUCUGCUUCCUCUGCGACCUCGAAACCGCCACGAGCUUCUCCUGCGCACCUCUACUCCCUUUUUCGGAACUCGACAGCAACCUCCCCUCUCGCGACAAAGUUUGGAACGCACAGAGCGCGAUCGCAUGGCGAGAUGCGCAACAGGAACCGGCGCCAACAAUCAAUUUCCUCCAAGCGAUCCGAGCGCUCAUCGCCCCUUCCGAACCCUCUCCUUUCUCACCCGAAGGACGCUUACUCGCCGAUCUCAAGCACCUCAGCUCGUUCCCGCUUUUAAUCCUUUCGAGAACCUUGUCCUUCUUGCAACACAAGACGGAAGAAGCCAUGAAGCAAGUCGAUCCGUUUCGCAGUCUCAUCGGUGGUUUCGGACUCCUCGACGAUCGAGAAUCCGCGAAUCGGGACGUGUUGGCUCGAAUUGCGCGAGGAAGAGCAUGGUUGAGGUCCUUACCCGGUGGAGUCAAGCGUGGAGGAGGUGAAGGAUGGUUCGAGGACGUUAUGCCGACCUCUGCCAAGAGCGCGACUAGAAGGGAGGAAACCGCCGCCGCGAUGAAGAACAACCAGCCUUCCAUUUUCGACGACAUCGAUUCCGUCGAUCAUACGGCUUUGUUCACGGACUAUGCGUCAAAUCCACGUUUUACAGCAACAGCCUCGGCUGCAAACGCGAGUUUGAGGUUCGAGCCUAUCCCUUUGUAUCUCAAAGACGAGACGUGCAAGACCAAGAUUGAGAAGCUCACGACUAAACGCGCCAAAGCGCUCGCAGCCGACUUGCCUCCAGGGUGGAUGCCCAACUUUUAG